GUGACCAUGAUUGUCUUUUCCCAACUGUUCACUGCCCUCUACUGCUAGACUCUAGUGACCCAGCCUUUUGCCGACUACAUAACAUCCUUCUUUUUCCUUCCGUUUGUCCGACUGUCGUCGGAAAGACUGGCUGCGCGACUUAGUUCGACCUCUGAGGCUACCGCGUCACUGGAGACACGAAGCGCACCAAUUGUAUCGGCCAGGCCGAGUGCACGAGCGAGUAUGGACUCUGUCGACUCUCGUACACGAGGCAAGAUAUCUCUGCAGUCAUCUGGCUCUGCCUCCUCUUCCUCCGUGCUACCAAGACGCCUCCUGGCUGACGUCUUACUUGUUAUUGCGCUCAAUGCUGGGAAGGACUACCUCCUCACUGAAGUCGGGGUCUUCUGGGUCUUAGUCAGGGUGCUCGCAUGUGGAGGACUGUCAGUCAUAAUCUGGUUCGCGACUGCCGGGCAAUUGCACACCAAGCGUGUAACCGAGUGGUCAGUCAUGGGCAUGUCGUCGUUGCUCCUAUUCCUGCGCCACGCAGGGUUGUUCACCGCGCUGUAUCGUCUGCCCUCCACUCGGGCUAUUCUCUUUACCCACUUUUCGCCAUUCUGGCUGAAAUCAUUGACGACGUUCGCUUCUCUCAAACAGGCUUCGGUCGUCGUGCUAGCCCUAUCUCUAUCAUUUCUUUGGGAUGCCCGCUUCUCUCCCGCGAACUUUGGAGACCAUCUCCCUGGCUAUGGAGCUCUGAUAGUUGAAGCGGUGUCGUCUGCGGCACUCGAACACACGGAGUCCAUCCUGUCGCCGUCCUUGGGACAGCCGGUAGCCACGGCCAUCAGCUUGCUAGGAGCAUGUGUAUUCAGUCUCCCGCUUUAUAUGCUAAGACAUAUACUGCUAGGUGAUUCAGGCCAUCGCAUACCAAGUCUUGCAUCGCUGGCCGUCCUCCCUUGCAUGGCGUAUAUUGUACUGCACUUCGAGCCUAAGGCGUCGGUCAGCUCGAAUAUCGCAGUGACGUCCCCACGUUAUUUGACGCUGUCAUAUAUCAUGACAUUCAGCGCUGCUAUAAUCUUCGGGUAUCUGGGAUUCGGCCACGUUCCCAAACUUAUCGACUUCGUGGUUCCAGCAUUAUUGUUCUAUGGCGUUUACCCCAAGCCAGCUCAACAUUCUCGUGGAGCAGGGUCAUUUUACGCGUCGAGCAGUCGGCUUAUGCGAGCAUACCUGAAGGAUAUUCUCUCAAAUCCAGAGUCCCGCAAAAUUUUCUACUUCCUAAUGCUUAAUAUGUGCUACAUGCUUGUCCAGAUGUUGUAUGGCAUCUGGACGAACAGUUUGGGCCUGAUAUCUGACGCUAUUCAUAUGGCUUUCGACUGCAUGGCCAUCGCUGUCGGCUUGAUUGCUUCCGUCAUGGCCCGCUGGCCGCCCAAUGAGAGGUUCACUUACGGCUAUGGUCGCAUCGAGACUUUAUCUGGAUUUGCCAAUGGCAUAUUCCUGAUUCUCAUCUCGGUAUUCAUUGUCUUCGAGGCUAUUCAACGCUUGUUGGACCCUCCGGAGAUGAACACAAGUCAGCUACUACUCGUCAGCUCGCUAGGUUUGGGUGUAAACUUGUUCGGUAUGUUCGCAAUGGGAGGCCAUCAUCAUGGCGGUCAUUCCCAUUCCCACUCCCAUGGUCACAGUCAUGCACCGUCGGUUCCUCCGACACCCAUCUCCUCUGCCCACGACCAGAGUCACAGCCAUAGUCAUGGUCACAUGCAUACGGAGGACCAUAGCCAUGACCACAGUCACACGGAGGACUAUAGUCAUGACCACAGUCAUGACCAUCAUCACUCUCAUUCCCACUCCGUCAUUGCUGACAGCGAAAGUGAUAUACAGACUCAUCCGACCCCGUUGUCUUCGCCCCGGAGUGAACACGGCCACUCUCACUCCGCAUCGCAUAUACCCUCCGAACCGCACUCCCACUCCCAUACACAACCUGCUCACAAUCACUCUCAUUCCCACUCCCACAGCCAUAUCGAAGAUACCCAUGCUCCCUUGACUUCCUCAGAGUCGCGCUCUGGGGUGCACUCCCGUCAUCAGUCUCUCGAAAUCAAGAUUGACACCCCGUCUCAUCUUCACCUUCACCCAGCCCAUGCGCGUCUGCAAGCUGAAAAUGUCAUCUCCCCCAUCACUCCAAAUUACAAGUUCGGCCACGAUGAUCACUUUGAAACUCACCAUUCGUCCGGGCAUGCACCAAAUCUCCAUGAUCAUAGUCAUGUGCACGACCAUGCGCAUGAAGGCCACAGCGACAACAUGCGCGGCGUUUUCCUGCACGUUAUGGCCGAUACCCUUGGCUCAGUUGGUGUCAUCGUCUCAACCCUUCUGAUCCAGUUGUAUGGCUGGACAGGUUUUGACCCGAUUGCCUCGUUGUUCAUCGCAAUUCUGAUCGCGGCGAGUGUCAUCCCGCUAGUCAUUGAUACCGGGAAGGUGCUUGCCCUGGAUCUGGGCACGAAAGAGAAGUCCAUUCGAGAGGCGUUGACAGAGCUCAAGCCCAUCGAAGGCCUCGCAUCGUAUUCCGCCCCCCGUUUCUGGCCCAAGGAUUCGUCAAGCACCAUUGGCACAAUCCACAUCCAGCUCGCGCAUUCAGCAUCCUCUUUAGACCCCGGCGGACCUCACUCAAGUACCCGUGCAACUGUCACAAGAGUAGAUCGCGUAGUGGAACGCGUGGAUAAGCUUCUGAGGAGUCGCGUUCCAGGGUUAGAAGAGCUGACUAUUCAGGUCGAAGAUUCGUCUUCCCAUUAUGCGGACUGAGCUGUCGUUUUCUGUACGUUGCGAGAAGUGUACUGUAUGUUACAAUUUGG
This is a messenger RNA of Dichomitus squalens LYAD-421 SS1, 2813 nucleotides long. RefSeq names its product cation efflux protein. The transcript has 13 exons. Gene Ontology annotation, biological process: transmembrane transport; intracellular zinc ion homeostasis; zinc ion transport. Gene Ontology annotation, molecular function: zinc ion transmembrane transporter activity. NCBI's taxonomy places the organism in Eukaryota, Fungi, Basidiomycota, Agaricomycetes, Polyporales, Polyporaceae. Gene Ontology annotation, cellular component: membrane; Golgi apparatus. The coding region runs from base 223 to 2763 and encodes 846 amino acids. The record is from RefSeq and is a predicted model, not a curated record.